AUGAGCUUCACCACCGACAGCAUGACCGCCCCCUCGCCGGGGUACUUCACCCCGGGGCUCUUCCCGCCAGAGCCCACUCCCCCGGCCGGAGCCCGCGAGCCGAGCUCCCUGCCGGCGCUGCUGGUGCCGGCCACCCCGCCCGGGCCGGCCCCCUCGGAUGCCCUUUGGCUGGGGCCGGAUGGCGGAUCGCGCUUCGGGCCCACCCCGGUCGGUGCCGCGGCGGGCCCUGGCCCGGGGCCGGCCAUCGACCCCGGCGCCCCGGGCCCGGCUCCCCUGUCGGACUCCCUGUCGCAGUUGGACUUCCCGGAGUUCGGCCCGAGCGCCCCCGGGUCCGGCGCCAUGGGGUCCCUUCGGCCGGGGGAGCCCUUGGCGCCGGCCGCAUCCACGGCCGGGCCCAUGCCCGGGUCCCAGCCGGACCUCGGCCUGCUGAUGCACCACCCGCUACACCACCUGCCGGCUGGGGCCUCGGCCGAUGGGGCCUUCCCGGCGCUGGACCAGCUGCUGCCGGUGGCCGCCGCCCCGGCGGCCGUCGGUGACCCGAGCAUUCCGCUGCCCGGCCUGGCGGUCGAUGCCCAGGCCGGUGUUGCCCCGUCGGCCUUUGGCCCGGGGCUGCCGAGCGUCCUGGAGACCUCCAGCCCCGGCGCCAUCUCCUGGGCCCCGGCCGAGCCGACGAUCCCCCUGCCGGAGGCCGAGGCCGGCGGCGCGCCCGUGCCAGGCCCCGACCCCCGGCCCGAUGCCGCCCCCCAGCCGGAGCCCGUCGCACCCGGCGCCGGGGAUGGGCCCGAGCCAACGGCCCCGGCCCCGGCCCCGGACCCGGCGGCCCCCUCGGCUUCGGACCCGGACCCGGCCCCGGCCCCGGCCUCCGCCCCGGCGGCUGACACCACCCGCCGGACUCCCACCGGCAAGCCUCUCACCGCCUUCCAGCUGUUCAGCCGCCAGGAGCGCCCGAAGAUCCGCGCGCAGCACAAUGGCCUGAAGAUCCCCAUCGGCGAGAUGAGCCGAUUGAUCGGGGCCCGGUGGCGCAGCCUGCCGGACGCCGAGCGCCAGGUGUUCGUGGACCGUGCACAGCGCAUCGCCGACCGGGAUCGGGCCCUGGCCGAGUCACAGUCGACGGCCGGGGCCGCCGGUCCGGGGGCCCCCCCCGGCGCUGCCAGCCCGGCCGGCCCUCCCGCCGUGGCGCCUGCCCGUUGCUCGAAGAAGAAAUCAUCCAAGGACCGGGCGCCCGCCGCGGCCGGGGCCGCCACCGCCGCCGCCGAGGCCAAGCCCACCAAGCCCUCACGCCCUAAGCGCCCGAUCAACUCCUUCCUCCUCUUCAAUCGCCUCAUCCGGCCGACCAUCCUGGAGGAGACCCCCGGGCUGACGGCCGUCGAGAUCAGCCUGCGCGUGGGGGAAAAGUGGCGGUCCCUGUCGAAGGAGGAGCGCGCGGUCUUCGUUCAGAAGGCCGAAAACAUUCGCGUGGCCUUCUGGAAGGAGAACCCCGACUUCAAGUACCACGGCGAGACGCCGGCGGCCAGCGGCAGCGAGCCGGAGGCCGCCGCAUCGGACGAGGCCGGCUCCGGGGCCACCGCCAGCGGGGGGGAUCCCCCCUCGCCGGAGCAGGUCCCGGCCGCGGCCGCGGCCUCGGCCCCGGAGCCGGAGCCGGAGCCAGCCUCGGCCCCGACCAUCGCCGCCGGGCCCGGCUGCUACGAGCCCACGGUGGUCGGCUAUUCGCAGUGCUCCCGCGGCGGGUGCAUCCCGCCCAUCCUUCGGGACAAGUCCGCGGCCAAGGCCCGGCAUUGCCUGGAUUCCGGCGACACCACCAGCGUCGGGCGCAUGUUCGCCGACCUGCGGGCCGGCGGCCCGGCUGCCGUUGCGGGCCCGGUGGCCGAGGCGACGCCCGCCGCGUGCUGCGCCUGCGGGGCCGGCUACGCCCCGGGCCCUGCGACCGGGCCGGUGGAGUACAUUGCGUACCCGGCGCCGGGGCCAGGGCCGGCGGUCGGCGCCGGCGGUGGCGGCGCCGGCGGCGGCGGCUCGGGUCCCGGCGGCGGCUUCCCGGGGCCGCAUCUGCCGGCCGCGGGGCCGCCCCCGCCCCCGCCGGCGGCGACCGCCCCCGCCCCCGCCGGCCCCGAGCACCCGGGGUACGGUGUGUAUGCCGGACCGGGUGCCGGGCCCUCGGCCGCCGGGGACCUUUCGGCCGUGAGCGCCUUCUUCUCGACCGCGCCCCCCGGCGGCUCCGGCGAGGGGCUGGUGGUGGAUCCGGGCCCCGGGCCGGGGUCCUACUUCCGCCAGUCGACCCUCACGGCGGAGGAGAUUUCCUCCUCGGCGUCGGAGGCCGCGGCCACCAGCGCCCUGGCGCGGUACGGGCACCUGCAGCACCAUGGCGGCCCGGAGGCGGCCGGCGCGGCUCCCCCCCUGGCCCCGGGGCCGCUGGAGUAUGCCUCGGCCCAGGCGGUCAACUCGGCCCUGGCGUCGCAAUCGGCCUCGGAGGCGGCGGUCGAGGCGGCGGCCUCGUCGACCGGUGCCCUGACCGGCGGCAGCAGCAGCAGCGAGUCGGACUAUGCCGGGGGCUCGCCCUGCCAGCAUCCCGGCUGCGGCGGCGGCGGCGGCGGCGGCGGCGGCGGCGGCAGUACGAGUGCCGGUGGCGGCUCCCUUUGUCACUGCCCGGGCGUGCGGCCGCCGGUCCCGCACCACCCCCCUCCCCAUGUCCAUCCGCACUUCCAUCACCAUCAGCAGCAGCAGCAGCAGCAGCAGCAGCAGCAGCCGCAACAGCGGCAGCCGCACCCCAUGCCGCACUACCGGUUCCCGGCGUCCAGUCCCAGCGGCGAGGCCCUGGCCGCGGUGGGCCGGCCGCGUGCCGGCUAUCCCCCGGCGGCGGCCCCCUUUGCCGGGGAGUUCCUGUACCACUCGGCCCCAAUGGGUCCGGCCUUCCAGCCUGGCCCGCUGCCGCGCGCGGCCUACCAGCAGCAUCCGUACCAUCCGCCGCCGGGGCCGGCGCAGCCCCGCGCCGCGGUCGCCCAUGGCGGCUAUGUCCCGGCUGGCCGGCCGGCCACGUCGGCCGCCGGUCCUCCGGGCCCGGGGAUAGCCCGGGCCAAGGGCCGGGUGCAGCUGAGCCGCGCGGCGCUCAUGCGCGGCACCGUGCGCUUUGCACGGUCGGAGCUCAUCCGCAACCGGCGCCCGGCGUCCAGCCGUGAUGUGGCCCGGCUGGCUUGCAGCCGCCUGCGGGCCCUCGGCGAAUUUUCCAACAUCCCGCUGCGGGUGGACCCCGACCGGCGCCGGCACCGGUCGUACAUCCUGUCGCUGGCCGGGGCCACCCGGGCGCGGUCGGGGGCGCGGGCGCCGUCCGCGGCGGCCACUGCCACCGCGGCGGCGGUCGCGGGCGCCGGGCCGCCGCCAGCCCUGGUGGCCGCCGCGGCCACCAUCAUGGAGCAGCCCGCCUCGGCGGCGGUGACGACGACGACGACGACGACGACCGUGCCGCUUGAUGUGGUCCCCUCGCCGCCGGGGGCCGGGAGCUCGCCGUUCACGACCGAGCCGGCGACCAGCAGCUCGCCGGAUCACCUGCCGACGCCGGAGCAGCAGCAGCAGCAGCAGCAGCAGCAGCAGCAGUACUCGCCGCCGCAGCCGCAGCUGGCCACGGCUGGCCCGGGCGGAAUGCCGCUCGAUGCCGGGGCCGUGGCCGCGGCCGGCAGUGGGUCCGGCCCGACGGCGGUGGCGGCGGCCGGCGCCGACCCCGCCGAGGCGACCCUGCUCCAGGUGGAGCUGGCCGGCCCGACCGAGACGCACUUCGAGAGCCAGGAGCUGGACACGGCCGCGCAGCUGGUGGCCCAGGACCUGGGGCUCCCGCUGGCCGAGCUCCAUGCCACGGCCGCGGUCGACACGGAGCUGCUUCAGGUUUCCGAGCAGGGCACCGUGGAGGCCAUCUGCCCGACGCUCUUCCCGCCGGGGGCCGGUGCUCCCGCCGGGGGGGCCGGCGAGCAGCCCCCGGGGUCCGAUGUCCCGCUGCCGCUGCCCUCCGAGCCGGGCUUCGUGUAUGACCAGCAGGCGGUGCCGGCCGGGGGACCUCCGGCGCCAUCGGGCCCGGCCCCCCAGCACUAUCACUUCCAGCAGCCAUACUACCCGCUGCAGCGGCCGGCAUUCCCGGGCCCCGGCGAGGGGGCCGCCUAUCAGGCGGUGGCCGCCGGUGGUGGGUAUCCCCCGGCGGCGGCGGCGGCGGCGGCAGCGGGGGCGCCCCCGCCGCCGUCCUCGCCGCGGCAGAUCCAGCUGUACCACCCGCCGGCGGGGCAGCCGCCUCCCCAUCCGGGGCACUUCCAUGACCCGGGCGCGGCCUUCCCCCCCCCCGCCUUGGCGAGUGGGUCAUCCACCGCCGAGCUGGCAGGCUCGGUCAGCCGGGCCAGCGCUGCGCACCUGCCGCCUCAGCAUGCUUUCCCGGCGCAGGGCCCCGGGCAUCACCCGCAUUUCCAGCCACCAGCAGGGGCCGGGUCUCAGCAACAGCAGCAGCAGCAGCAGCAGCAGCAGCAACAUCAGCAACAUCAGCAGCAACAUCAGCAGCAACAUCAGCAACAUCAGUCUCAGCAGCAGCACCAGCAGCAGCACCAGCAGCAGCACCAGCAGCAGCACCAGCAGCAGCACUACUCCCCCCCGGGCGCCGGGCAUCCGUACCUGGACCGGGCGCCGGGGCUCGACCCUGUGGUUCCGUGCCAUCGGCACGCGGUGACCGGGACCGUCCCCGGGCCUGGGCAUCACCAUCCCCAUCACCACCCCCACCACCACCACCACCACCACCAUCGCCUGUCGAUGGGCAUGGCGGCCCCCUCAUCUCCCUCUCCCUCGCUGGCGGCUGCACCUGCGCCCUCCUCGCGAGCGGGGUACUACUGAUGGGGUCUUUCUCCGCCCCCUCCCCUGGGGGAGGGGGUGGCGCGAGAAACCAAGCACACCCACCAGCCCGUCGAGCAGCCGGGGGUACGGCGUCCAUCUCCCGCCUCCCUGGUCGUUCCGGGCCCCCUCCCCCAGAGCAUAUACACAUAUCAAGCCAAUAAACAAUGUUCAAACACA
Molecule: messenger RNA, 5031 nt
Organism: Fonticula alba
Lineage: Eukaryota; Rotosphaerida; Fonticulaceae
Exons: 3
Coding region: 1-4854 (1617 amino acids)
Source: RefSeq, a predicted model, not a curated record